AUGUCCGAUUCAAAUUUUCGUCGACCUCGACCACACACAUCAUAUUAUUCAAAUAAUUAUCGUUCAUCGAGAGGAUCUCAUUUUCAUUGGAAUCCUCAUUUCCGUCAUGAAGAGAAUAAUGAAAUGGAACAAGAAUCUAAUCAAAAUUUACAUGCAACAUAUCAACAAUCUUCUCUUUCUUCUUUACCUAUUGCAUCACAUCAACAACAUAUGUUUACUUCUCAAGAACAAUUUUCUUCUGAACAUAUGAAAAAAUCCAAUGAACAUCAAAAAAAUAUUCGUCCUUUUCAUCAUAUUGAAAAUCAUUUACCAUAUCGUAUGUGGUCAAAUACAGCUGAUCAAGAAUAUUUUCGUCGAUAUCAUCAACAAUAUUUUAAAUUUCAUCUUAUUUGUUAUAAUAUUCUGUCACAAACAUUAUUAGAAGAUAAUAAAUUUUUAUAUGUUAAUUGUUUAAGGAAUAAUUUAAAAUGGUAUCGAAGAAAAGAUCGUUUAUUAAGAGAAUUAUUAAGACAAGAUGCUGAUAUUCUUUGUUUACAAGAAAUGGAAAAUUAUCAUUAUGAACAUGAUUUUCGACCCAAUUUAAUGCAAAAUGGAUAUGAUUCUAUUUAUUUAAAACGAACCGGUGAUAAAUCAGAUGGAUGUUGUAUAUUCUAUAAAAUAAAUCGUUUAAAACUUAUUGAAAGUAAAGCUGUAUCAUUUUAUCAAAAAGAUAUUCGUGUUCUAGAUAGAGAUAAUUGUGGUUUAAUUGCACUUUUUCAACCAAUAUCUUCUAAAGUAUCAUCCGAUGAUAUAUUUUGUGUAGCAACAACACAUUUACUUUUUUCACCAAAACGUGGUGAUAUUAAAUUAGCACAAAUACAAUAUUUUCUUGCUGAAAUUGAUCGAUUAGCAACAAAAGAUUCAUAUACAAAUUCUUAUUAUCCAAUUAUUUUAUGUGGUGAUUUUAAUUCUCAUCCACAAUCACCAUUGAUUAAAUUUUUAUUGAAUCAAUAUAUUAAAUAUGAUAGCUAUCGUUGUAUUGAAAUUUCUGGUCAAACAGAAAAUUCAAUUAUUAAAAAUUGUUUUUCUUAUCAAUUACCAUCAAAUGAACUUCUUCCAUCAUCAUUUGUUACUUCUGAUUGUCGUUUAGCAAUAUCAAAUAAUGAAUCAAAUUUUCAAACACAUAUCAAUCAACAUUCAUCAGCAAUAUUAACACAUAAUAAAAAAUUUCAAUCAGUUUAUGAUUUAAAUAAUUCAUUAGAUAUAACAACAAAUUCUGGUGAUGAAUCAAAAUUAGUUGAUUAUAUAUUUUAUACUCAACAAGAAAAUGAUCCAUAUAAAUUAAAUUUAUUAAAUCGUUUUGAUUUAUAUAAACAAAAUCAAAUGAUUGAUAUUCAUAUACCAAAUCAUCAAUUUGCUUCAGAUCAUUUUCUUUUAGCAGCAAAAUUUGCUUUAAAAUUAACCAUGACAAAUAAACAGUGA
This is a messenger RNA of Rotaria sordida, 1461 nucleotides long. Lineage: Eukaryota; Metazoa; Rotifera; Eurotatoria; Philodinida; Philodinidae. The record is from the annotation of a GenBank genome assembly.